AAUCCAGGAGAGACAGAAACAGUGUGUGCAUGUCAGAGAGGGAGAGAGAUAGAUAGAGAGAGAGAGAGAGUGUGUGCAGAGAUGUCUUGAUGGAUUAUGAUGGACAUGCUUGCUAAUUUUCGGACAUUAUUAACUAUGGAUUGGACAAACUGAUGUUAAAACUGACAACUUAACCGCUUUAUCAGGUGAACAGGGAGAAGAUUAUGGACGCAGAGAGUCUUGUUCAACACAUUGAACGAGAGAUGGAGGCAACUUCUUUACCGUUUUCAGUGACCACCGACUGGCUGGAGGACGGAAACGAGACGACUGGGAAUCAGUUCCAGCAGCCCGACUGGCAGGUGGCUCUGUGGGCCAUAGCCUACUCCCUCAUCAUCCUGGUGUCCAUCACUGGUAAUGUCACAGUGAUCUGGAUUAUUCUCGCUCACAGACGCAUGAGGACUGUGACCAACUACCUCAUCGUCAACCUUGCCUUCUCUGACGUUUCCAUGGCAACCUUCAACACUCUUUUUAACUUUGUCUAUGCGCUUCACAAUGACUGGUACUUUGGCCUGGGCUACUGCCGAUUUCAGAACUUCUUCCCCAUCACGGCCAUGUUUUCAUCAAUAUACUCGAUGGCUGCCAUCGCAGUGGACAGGUACAUGGCCAUCAUCCACCCUCUGAAGCCCCGCCUCUCCUCCACCUCUACAAAGGUCGUGAUCGCCCUGAUUUGGGCCGUAGCAAUCUCACUGGCUUUCCCUCAGUGCUACUACAGCGUGACAAUAUUUUACUACCCCAGAACCGUGUGCAUGGUCAACUGGCCUGACGAUUAUGGAGGAACGCAUCAACUAAGUUACCAGUUUGCAGUGAUAUUGCUGAUCUACUUGCUCCCUCUACUGGUAAUGCUGGUGACCUACAGUUUGGUUGGCCAAUCGUUGUGGGGUGGGCACAUCCCUGGAGAGGCGACAUACCACUACCACAGCCAGAUAACAGCCAAGAGAAAGGUGGUGAAGAUGAUGGUUGUGGUGGUGGUGACCUUUGCCAUGUGCUGGUUGCCCUACCACAUCUACUUCAUACUGGGAUCAUUUAACAGAGACAUUUAUAAACAACAUUACAUUCAACAGGUGUAUCUGGCCAUAUUCUGGUUGGCGAUGAGUUCGACCAUGUACAAUCCUGUCAUUUACUGCUGUCUAAACCAAAGGUUUCGUGCGGGUUUCCGUCAUGCGUUUGCUUGGUGUCCCUUCAUCAAAGUGUCAGAGGAGGACAGGAUGGAAUUGCAGCACACGCACACCUUCAGAGUCACCAUGACACGCAGCCACCGCAAUGACAGUACAUACGCACACACCUCCAUCAAAACAAACAACACCCUUGACACAAAUUUGUCUGUCAGCACUCAGCUAAACAAAGAGAGAGAUUCUUGCUUGCAGCUUAAAAAAUCACCAUUGGAAACAUACAGCACACAUGCAGUGAAGAGGCCGGACAACACAAAAUCCCCAGCAGCCAAACUUAUGCAGCAUAGCUGCUGACUACUGAAACAAUUCAUGAUGAGCACAUUCAUCAUAGGAAGGCAACAGGGUUUUUCUACAGUGACAACAGAUAAUAAAUAGACUGCAGCCAAUAAAGACAGUGGAGAGCCUGCUGACUGCUAAACAGAGUGGAGCAAACAUGGUGACAUUCAUCCAUGUGGAAAACCUUGAAGUAAAGAGUUGUUCAUUGGACCUGGCUUGGGACCAAUAAUCUUCGUUGUUAAAGAGGAAUAUAAAUUAAUGUGACUUUCAAGCUGAUGGAUGUUUUGCUGUAAAUGCCAAAGUGGUCAUAUGAGCUUGUGGAAACAUAGUUAUAUAUAAAGAAACCACACCUGCAUACUGGACAACAAGAGAGGCUUAUUCCUGCAAGUGUUUGCUGUUAGUGGAAAAGUCUGUAGAUAAAUCCGUCCAUCAUUCAUUUCUUUUACUAAAGCCCAUUCUCCUUCCUCCUCCCUCCAUCGUCUAUAUACUUUCUUUCAUCACUGACUUUUUCUGCAUCUGUUGUGAACUUUGCAUAUGUUUGUGUAACUAUAGAGUUUUUUGUGUGGUUACUGGUUUUUCAACAGCAUGUAAUGGAUGAACAGUCCACUGGCAUCAGCACCAAGCCUUAAUGUUGUUGUUUUUAUAUGUUUUCUUCUUUUUAUUGCCACAGAAAUGGGACUUUGAAAAAAGUUUUCUUUUCUCAAAGGGACAUUUUCUAUUGCAUUUGUUUUCUUCACCAAUCACAACACAAAGUUGUAAUUAAAGUUAGCCUUUAGUAGCUCAGUUUAUUAAAGAAAAAAAAAAGUAUUCUCUAAUAGUUAUUGUGGGAUUAGCCAUAUCGAUGACCUUAUAACAAAUUACUUUUAUUAAGUUAGUAAAGAUCUGUCUGAGGAGCUCUGUGGUAUAAAUUAAGAAGUUAAGGAUGUUUUGCCAAUACUGCUGUCCCUACUGUUGGAACUGAAAUAAAGAAAAGUAAACUUAAAGUAAAUUUAAAUUCCAACUUGCUCAACAUAAAAAUGAACAGGCACAUAUUUAGCUACAUAGGAUGUAACAUGUAGCAGCAGGGCCGAUAUGGACCGACUGGAGUAAGGAUAUACUCAACAUUUUCUAUGUCAAAGUGUCAUCACCAGCUAUCAACACAAUGUCAGUAGCAGUGAGGGCACCUCUUCCUGUGUCUGACAUAAAUAUCAACAUAUAUCAACACUGACAUUAACUGAUUAUUAUACAUUUUAGAAGUAAAAAAACAAAAUAGAAUUGACCUUAUUUCAUAGACUUUCCUAGACUUUCUUUUUACUGCACAGUGCUUUCUGUCUAACAUAUCGGUCACAUAGUGUACAUUCAUACAGUAUGUUGCUCAUAUAUUGUGACUUCGCUGGUUUAUGCAACUGUCAUUUUUUUAUGGUCAGUGUGCAAUAGAGUCCAGAUUACAAAGUAAGCGCUGCUACUUAGAAGAAUGUGAUGUAAAAUGUAAUCUAUUGAGUAUAUAUUAAUGUAGAAUAUGCUGAUGAAGUGGACAUGUAAAUAUGGGACUUUGUGAUGAUUGUGCACAUACAGUAGGAACAUGAUGUUAUAAAUACUGUCCCCUGUUAGCGUCAACAUUUCAGAAUGUAGAGAAAAACCUUUUGAUUCCUUGUAACAUCUCUUGACUUUAAAAUACAGUACACACAGUGACAGUGAAACAUUUGUAUAUGUUGUAUACACAAAGCAGCAGGAUAGUUGUAUGUGCCUAAAUAAAAUUGAUAUGUUUAAUAAA
Messenger RNA from Sander lucioperca (pikeperch), 3237 nucleotides. It is a transcript of the gene tacr2, whose product is annotated as tachykinin receptor 2. Gene Ontology annotation, biological process: G protein-coupled receptor signaling pathway; positive regulation of flagellated sperm motility. The coding region runs from base 204 to 1502 and encodes 432 amino acids. Gene Ontology annotation, molecular function: substance K receptor activity. The transcript is spliced from 8 exons. Gene Ontology annotation, cellular component: sperm midpiece; plasma membrane. Lineage: Eukaryota; Metazoa; Chordata; Actinopteri; Perciformes; Percidae. The record is from RefSeq and is a predicted model, not a curated record.